Penicillium malachiteum is the source of this 444-nucleotide messenger RNA. RefSeq lists its product as uncharacterized. Lineage: Eukaryota; Fungi; Ascomycota; Eurotiomycetes; Eurotiales; Aspergillaceae. The coding region runs from base 1 to 444 and encodes 147 amino acids. The record is from RefSeq and is a predicted model, not a curated record. The transcript has a single exon.
AUGGAUCAAUUAAGGAAGGAAGCCCGCCAGGCCUUACAAAAAGACCCGAAAAACCUCCCUGAUCUCCUUCCAUCAGCGAUGAGCAUACGCGGCGACCUGCAUCAGUUGUGGGAGAAUGUGUCACAAUAUGACAACAGUACCUAUUUCAAUGUCAGUUCUCAACCCAAUGUUUCUUCGAUGAAUAUGCUAAAGCCUGCUCUGGAUCAGGCCUGCGAGAGCUUGCUUGUUGCUCUCAACUUUGUUGAAGCCGGCUUUCACAUGUUGUUACCCGAAGAUGAAGAGAUCCGACAACUGGAAGGAAAUGAGGCCCAGGCGGCUGUCAACCUAUCUAAAUGGGCAAGCACCCUCGCUCUACCGUCAUCUGAAUUUGCUUCUUCCUUUGACGAUACCAUUGAAGUGACCGAAGGUGUGUACAAGGCUCAUUCAUGGUCUAGAAUUGACUGA